Molecule: messenger RNA, 468 nt
Organism: Mucor velutinosus
Lineage: Eukaryota; Fungi; Mucoromycota; Mucoromycetes; Mucorales; Mucoraceae
Product: Ca(2+)-dependent cysteine protease
Exons: 3
Coding region: 1-468 (155 amino acids)
Biological process (GO): translation
Cellular component (GO): ribosome; mitochondrial large ribosomal subunit
Molecular function (GO): structural constituent of ribosome
Source: RefSeq, a predicted model, not a curated record
AUGUCAUUAUUGAACCGCACAUUGACACAAUUUAGUGCAACAACCAUCAGAACAAACGCAUGGUCAACUACAACUCGACCCAUGCUGACACCUCUUUUACAAAAUACAACAACAGAAUCCGUCCAAGUGCGUUGGGCUACAAAGAAAUCAGGUGGUUCCUCGCGUAAUGGCAGAGAUUCUGCUGGUAGAAGAUUAGGUGUCAAGAAAUUUGGUGGACAAGAAGUGAUUCCCGGUAACAUUAUUGUGCGUCAAAGAGGCACCAAAUUCCAUGCUGGAGACAAUGUUGGCAUGGGUAAAGAUCAUACACUUUAUGCACUUGAACCUGGAUACGUUCGUUUCUACAAAGAUGCUCAACACCCCAAGCGCAGAUUAGUCGGCAUUGUUCAUGAUCGUGAAGCAACACUUCCUAUUCCCAUGGAUCAACCCAAGCCAAGAAGAUUUGAUUUGGUCGAUUUAACUACCUUGUAA